CUUGAUUACAAUUAUUUGAGCUUUUGUUCUCAAGCUUUUGUUCUUGAAAAAGCAUGUCACGGCUUACAAAACUAAAUUUAACCCCCCCCCCACCUCUUAACGCCCCAGGAUAACCUUUCACCUACAUGAAGAGAGACUGGAUUAAGGCCAAAAGAAGCUAAUGCUAUUGUGUGCUGUUGUCCCCUCACUAAUGCUCGUCUAUAAUUGCGGGGCUACAUUCAUUGUUCAGUGUCCUCAGCUGCUAAAGAGAAUGCUGUUAAUAAACCUCUUAGCAAUCUGAAGGGUUUCUCAAGUCUUGCAACACCAGUCACAAUGAGGAUCAGACCCCAGUCCUACACUUCUACUGUGACGACACACACACCCACACUCACGCACACACAAAUGCACGUUCACAUGCCCGUCUCCUGCCUGCGAUUAUCGUCCAAAUCGGACUCCCUCCUGCCCGCAUUCCUCAGUCGACCCCACUGCACGACCACCCUGCCACAGCGAGGACUGGACCGCCUGCUUUCGGGUCUGUUAUACGGGCCGUGGACUUAAGUCAGAAAGGGCCCGAGGGGAGAUUUGACUCACUAGGAAUCAGUUCAUGUUACUUGCAGGGAGCUGAGCAGUGGGCCGCGUUUGAUGGCUCCAACCGAACUGGCCAAAGAAGUCUGAGGAGAAAUCAAGCCGGAGGGAAUUUCUUCCUUCGCCCACGAGAGGACAGCGCCUUUGUUUUCUAUUUCAGUUCAUCUUACGUAACCCUUCCUGACCUUAAGGACGAACAGGUAGCAAAACAAACUGCGGGAUUUAAAGAUGGAGCCCUUUGCAGACAUUCCACGCGUGCGCUCUGACAGCACGAGCAGCUCCGUGUCUCAGGGCUCGAGGUCCAAGGUGCUCCUCCGGCAGCGCUUGUCUCAGCUGCUGACCUGCAUAGACGACAUGAGCUCUGAUGACGAGGCCAGUGAAGAAGUGUCCCGCACGCUGGACGAAGCCUUCCAGCUCUGCGGCCGCUUCAUUCCCACAGAUGCAUUCAGGCUGCACAUAGUGACCUGGAAUGUGGCAACGGCGGAGCCCCCCGAAGACGUUACCUCUUUGCUGCAGCUGGAUGUCCAGCCCCCCAUAGACCUCUAUGUGAUAGGCCUGCAAGAGGUAAAUGCCACUCCUGUGAGGUUCAUCUCCGACCUGUUGGUGGAGGACGCCUGGAGCCACGUCUUCAUGGACACACUGGCGCCCAGAGGCUUCGUCAAGGUCACAUCAGUGAGGAUGCAAGGUUUGCUGCUGCUGGUUUUCGCCAAACAAUCACAUCUCCCCUUCAUCAGAAACAUCCAGGCCACCUACACUCGAACGGGUUUCUUUGGUUACUGGGGUAAUAAAGGAGGAGUGACCGUCCGUUUCUCCUUCUACGGCCACAUGGUGUGCUUUCUAAACUGCCACCUAGCGGCCCACGUGAACUACGCCCUGCAGCGGGUGGAUGAGAUCGAGUACAUCCUGGAGACUCAAGACUUCGACCUCCCUGACACCCCACACGUCAGGGAUCACAAGGCGGUGUUCUGGUUCGGCGACCUGAACUUCCGCAUUGCGGACCACGGCCUGCACUUCCUCCGCUCGUCCAUUAACAGCGGGCGCCUCCAUUUGCUGUGGGACAAAGACCAGCUCACCAUGAUGAAGAAGAAGGAGGCCUUCCUGCAGGAAUUUGAGGAAGGGCCUUUGAACUUCAAACCCACUUACAAGUUUGACCGUAACUCUGAAACCUACGACUCCAGCCCUCCGAGGACAUGGUUUGGUUUUACUGGCAAAAAGAGGAAACCGGCCUGGACAGAUCGGAUCCUUUGGCGCAUCAAACCCAAGACCCUUCCAUCAGAGGAUGAGGAUGAGAAGGCGUCGACUUCUUCCGAUGAAGGUCUCGACGAGUAUCCACUCCAGGUCACUCAGGACAAGUACACCAGCGACAUGAGCUACGGAGCCAGUGACCACAAGCCUGUCAUUGCAACCUUCAGUCUGGAGGUGAGGAAGUGCUUUGAUACACCUCUGGUGCACGUAUCUCCUCUGGGUGUGUGGAGCGCCGACCAGGAUGCACUUCUUCAGUACACCGUCCAGGAGGACUUCAUGUCCUCCACGUGGGACUGGAUCGGCCUGUACAAGGUGGGAUUCAAGACUGCGUUUGAUUAUGAAACGUUUGUCUGGGUUAGAGAGGAGGAGUUGCCGGAGACAAAUGAAGUCAUCCAGCUACAUGUCGAUAAGGACGAGAUCCCUCUGCUGAGUGGACAUUACGUUUUGGGUUACUACAGUACAAACAUGCAGAGCAUCAUCGCCCUCAGUGCUAACUUCCAGAUCCUGGAGUCAAAGCGGGCCGUCAUGGAAGGUCUCGUUCCUGAAAACAUCAACGGACUCAACCAAUAAGAACAAAUUCACCACAUUGCCAAAUAUAUAUUCAUCUGCCCUGGAAAUUUCCACAGGCCUUUUUCUGCAUGUUAGGGCAAACAAUAAAGGAAAAAGUUCCAUUUUGUUUGUAAUUGUAGUGACUGUAUGUUAAUACAACCCUCGGUUAAAUUAUAUUUGAAAAUACACUUUUGUGUUUUGAUUUGGAAGGAUUUUAGUGCCAGUGCAGAAGGCCAUUGGGGAUGCUGAUGUUGGCUUUUACUUUAAUGCAGAAGGGUACAUCUGGUAAUUGAGUUUUUGAAAUUCAUGUAAUGGAUUGUAAAACUGUGUUUUUGGGUGCUACAAAUGGCUCUAAGAACAUUUAACGUUGGAUGUGGGUGUUGAUGAAGACUUUUACUCUAAGGUGUUUUUAAUCAUAUACUGCAUUAUAACAAUUGUAGUUCACACAUAUUUUUAAAUGUGUAUUAUGACCAACUCAAAGGCAGCGAACCGAAUCUUGAUUUUAUUGUAGGUUGAAUAAAUUAUUUAUCUAUCCUGCUUUAAACCUCUUAACUGUAGCGGUUCACAUUAGUGCAAUGCGGGAUGCCUUUUUCUGUCUCAACGCAAAUAUGAUGAUUUUUGUGUCAAAGAAUAACAAAGUGUAAACAUG
Molecule: messenger RNA, 3007 nt
Organism: Pungitius pungitius (ninespine stickleback)
Lineage: Eukaryota; Metazoa; Chordata; Actinopteri; Perciformes; Gasterosteidae
Gene: inpp5kb
Product: inositol polyphosphate-5-phosphatase Kb
Exons: 13
Coding region: 793-2379 (528 amino acids)
Biological process (GO): negative regulation of glycogen biosynthetic process; phosphatidylinositol dephosphorylation; negative regulation of insulin receptor signaling pathway
Cellular component (GO): plasma membrane; cytoplasm; ruffle
Molecular function (GO): phosphatidylinositol-4,5-bisphosphate 5-phosphatase activity; inositol bisphosphate phosphatase activity; phosphatidylinositol-3,4,5-trisphosphate 5-phosphatase activity
Source: RefSeq, a predicted model, not a curated record